AUGAAUGAAGUGAAUGAAGUGAAUGAAGCGAAUGAAGUGAAUGAAGUGAAUGAAGCGAAUGAAGCGAAUGAAGUGAAUGAAGUGUUCGGGAGCGCGGACGCGGCGAGCGCGCCGCCCAAGGCCAAGAAGGGCUGGGGCGAGCGCCUGCGGCUGGGUCGCGCGCGCGUGGGGGCGGCGGAGCGCGUGGGCGGCGGCGGGGCGGGGCGGGUCGCUCGCGCGGCGGGGUCCGUGUCCGUGGCCAGCGGCAGCACGCUGCGCAGAGCAUGCGGUACGCGGACGCGUGGGUGUACGGGUCGCUGGCGGUGCGGCGGCGCGCCGCCCCGCGCCGCCGCCGAGCCGCGCUGCUGGUGUACGCCCCGCCCGCGCCCGCCGCGCCGUCCCGGCCCCGCCCCGGCCUGUGCGGCUGCCCCGACUUCGCCGUGGGGUCCGUGCGCGGCGGACGGGCCGCCGGCGUCGCUGUGCAAGGCUGGUGGCGGCGGCGCGCGCGCGCUCUGGGCGGCCGGCGGCGGAGGCACCGUGCGCGCAGGCGGCACGAAUUGCAGCCGCAGCGCAACCCCUCCUCCGUGUGCGCAGGUGCGCGCGCUGGCGCCGAGCGGCACCUACCGCUCCCACGCCGUGCGUUCGCGGCCGGCGCUGCCGCCCACGCUGCGCAAGGCCGUCACGCCCGACCCCUACGACGCCGUGCGGCGCCGCCGCCUGGGCCCCGCGCCCUGCGACGCCCUCGACGCCCUCGACGCCGCCCUCGCCGCCCCCGCCCCCGCGCCUCUGCGCUCGCGCGCGCGCAGCACCUCCCCGGCGCGCGGACACCGCUGGGACGCCCUGGCCCUCGCCGCCUCCGCCUCCGCCGCCGCCGCCAAGCGAAAGAGCAUCCUCGAGUGCGAGUGCUUGCUUCUGCCAUCCGUGCAGGUGACGGCAUACGAGCUGAUCGCCAAGUACCUGCGCGCGGGGCCCGACGCCGAGGCGUCGCCGCAGCGGCCGGGGCCAGGUACGGGGGCGGGGCCGGCGCCGCGCAGCGCCCCCUUCGACUCCGUCAGCGACGACGACCUGCUCGACGACGACCUCAGCGACGAGCUGAGCGACAACGCGCUGGAGAACGCGCCCCUCCGCCGCCGCGUCGCCUCCCCCUCCCCCUCUCCUUCGCCGACGCCGUCGAGCACCGCGCCGCUGCGCAGCAGAGUGCCCGUCGCGGUGAGCCGUCCGGCGACGCCUUCGGCGCCCAUCUCCAUCGGCGGCCAGACCAUCCGGCUGUUCGGCGGGCCGGCCGGCACGCCCGCCCUGCGCGACUCGGGGCUCGGCGGCGGCUUCAUAUUUGAAACUCGAUGUUUUGGGUCUUAUUAA
This is a messenger RNA of Gryllus bimaculatus (two-spotted cricket), 1338 nucleotides long. NCBI's taxonomy places the organism in Eukaryota, Metazoa, Arthropoda, Insecta, Orthoptera, Gryllidae. The record is from the annotation of a GenBank genome assembly.